This is a messenger RNA of Olea europaea var. sylvestris, 1032 nucleotides long. RefSeq names its product ylmG homolog protein 1-2, chloroplastic-like. Gene Ontology annotation, cellular component: membrane. The record is from RefSeq and is a predicted model, not a curated record. Bases 68 to 775 code for a protein of 235 amino acids. Gene Ontology annotation, biological process: chloroplast fission. The transcript has a single exon. NCBI's taxonomy places the organism in Eukaryota, Viridiplantae, Streptophyta, Magnoliopsida, Lamiales, Oleaceae.
AGACCAAAUAACAUCUUAACCUCUUGCUACAACCUAAUCCCCUUCUCUGGAUAACGGAGAAAAGAGCAUGGCUUCUUCUCUCAUCGCCUCUCAAACCUUCAUCCUCCAAAACCCCAUUAAUUUUCUCUCACAGCACCACUCCCUCACCGCUUUCUCCUUCCCCUCCACCUAUAACCGCCACCUCCUCCCUGCCGUCUCAAAACCCAAAGUCCUCUCUUUCUCCCGAUACCCAAAACCCUCAAAAUCAAAAAUCUCGGUAUUCUUUUCGGCUCCACAUGCACAUCCAGAUAUAAAAUCUCCCCCAAACCGAAAUCCAUCUCAUGAUUUGCUCUCCGGGUCGACUCGGACAAUCACUACUCUCUUUGCCACGGCCCUAAUCGCCUCAAAAUUCUUGGCAGGCGGUAUCCUAAAUUUGGCCGUGCAAUUGAAAGAACCCCUGUUUUAUACCGCCGGCCCGGCAUUCUUCGCUGCGAUGAAGGACGUCCCUACCGGGUCGUUGAACACGCCGUUCACGGUGGUGGCGGCCGGGAUGGCGAAAUGGCUGGAUAUUUAUAGCGGGGUUCUGAUGGUUAGGGUUUUGCUCAGCUGGUUCCCUAAUAUUCCCUGGGACAGGCAGCCUCUGUCUGCAAUUCGGGACCUAUGCGAUCCGUACUUGAAUCUUUUCAGGAAUAUAAUCCCUCCAAUUUUCGAUACACUGGAUGUUAGCCCACUUUUCGCCUUUGCAGUUUUGGGAACGCUUGGCUCAAUUCUGAACAGCAGCAGGGGAGCUUACUGAGUAUUUUCUAAAAUUUUGUAGUUUUUGAUAAUGAAAUUGCGUGCAUUUUGGGUCUAAUUUGUUGGGGUGUAAUAGUUUUUGUAGCAUCUUUGUUAUAGUUACACAGAACUGGGUAAAUUACUUGAAAUGCUAGAUCUUUCGAUGGCUUCAUAAUUCGUUACAUGGCCAAUUGAUUGGUAUUAAUACUUUAGUUUAUGUAGCAUUUUGAGGUUUCUUCUGACGAUCUCUUCUCUAAUUGACUAUAGGAAGUUCUUCUA